ACCAAUUUGAAUAUAAUGCACUUUGUGCUAUUGGGAAUGACUUGGAUUUGGCUUUGAGCGCUUCAAUGGGAGAUGAAGCCAUUCGUCAUAUCGAAAAUGCCAAGGCAAAAACACUUGAUAGAAUGGUAGUGCUGAAUGUAGCAAGAGAAUAUGCAUAUGGAGAAAUGAUUGAACAGGCCAGACAAGCUGCAAAUUUGAAACAACGAAGGAAAAGGAAGUAUGUAAAUAAAAAAUGGUUUUUUCAAGAAAACGACUUUUAUAAGAAAUCAGAGGAAGAAAUGGACUUUAUAGUACCGAAAGAGAAAGAAAUGAUACAUUCUUGUGUUACAACUGCGAAGGCCUGGGGCACUAUGCAAAUAAUUGCACCUCAAGGUCAGAUAGACAACCAUUUGAAAGAAAAUCAAGUAAAUCUCGUGAAACAACAAAGCACAACAUGCAAAGGAAAAACUAUAGUUGACUACUCUCGGGCCCCCAAACUAUCAGUAGUCAGAA
This is a messenger RNA of Racocetra fulgida, 492 nucleotides long. NCBI's taxonomy places the organism in Eukaryota, Fungi, Glomeromycota, Glomeromycetes, Diversisporales, Gigasporaceae. The record is from the annotation of a GenBank genome assembly.